Racocetra fulgida is the source of this 363-nucleotide messenger RNA. The record is from the annotation of a GenBank genome assembly. NCBI's taxonomy places the organism in Eukaryota, Fungi, Glomeromycota, Glomeromycetes, Diversisporales, Gigasporaceae.
AAACGUGAAUCAUCACCUGAAACUGAAAUAACUGAAAAUGUGAUGUUGGCUACUAAUUCAGUGGGUGAACCUGUAUUCUCAUUAAGAAAUCCUGAAGAAUAUAGAGGUCCAGAGAUCGUACAACGAUCAUUAAAAGGUAAACUCGUUGAAGACUCUAUAAUUAAUAUUGAAGAUAGUUUAUUUGAAAAUAUGAGUAGUAAUGAAGCGGGUGGAAGUGGAAUAAUAGAGGAUGUACAUGGUGGUGUAUAUGGUGUAUAUGGUGAUGGUGGAAGGAAGAGUAGUUCAUCGAAACAUUUGAGUAAUAUGGGUGUUAUUGGAAAUACGGAUGAAUUAUUAUUUGAUGAAGAAAAUAUAGAUUCGUAA